Molecule: messenger RNA, 3815 nt
Organism: Centrocercus urophasianus (Greater sage-grouse)
Lineage: Eukaryota; Metazoa; Chordata; Aves; Galliformes; Phasianidae
Gene: EPC2
Product: enhancer of polycomb homolog 2
Exons: 14
Coding region: 404-2605 (733 amino acids)
Biological process (GO): regulation of transcription by RNA polymerase II
Cellular component (GO): piccolo histone acetyltransferase complex
Source: RefSeq, a predicted model, not a curated record
UGUGAUUCUGUGCUUAUUCUGCUCCUAGCAACUGGUUGAAUGGGAAUGGUUGGAAGAUAACCUGAAGCCCCUGCAGCCGGCACAGCAAGGUUGUGUAGGUUGGGGAGAGCUGAGCUUUAGAAUGGAUUUCUGAGUUGAUUUUCUGCUAUGUCAUCUUUUCUCUCAAAUUUUGGAGCUGAAAGUGAGAGUACAGCUGUCCAGGAAGACGGAGGAAAUGGAGGAGGAUGCUUGCGGGCUCCUGGCUCCUUGAGAGAAGAGUCGCUAAGCUGCGAGGCUUUCACCUGAAAUGAUUCCAUGGCAAUUCUGUCUUCUGUCCUGUGAGAAUGAAGUGAUACCUGUUUAGGAACAUCACUUGCAACGGGCUAUCUCAGCACAACAAGUUUUCAGAGAAAAGAAAGAGAGCAUGGUUAUCCCAGUUCCUGAAGCAGAGAGCAAUGUGAACUAUUACAAUCGUUUGUAUAAAGGAGAAUUUAAGCAACCAAAGCAGUUCAUUCACAUUCAACCCUUUAAUCUGGACAAUGAACAGCCAGAUUAUGAUAUGGACUCUGAGGAUGAAACCUUAUUGAACAGACUAAAUCGGAAGAUGGAAAUCAAGCCACUGCAGUUUGAAAUAAUGAUUGACAGACUUGAAAAAGCCAGUUCUAGUCAGCUCGUUACACUUCAGGAAGCUAAAUUGCUGCUAAAUGAGGAUGACUACCUUAUUAAGGCUGUAUAUGACUACUGGGUAAGAAAGCGUAAGAAUUGCAGAGGGCCAUCCCUCAUCCCCCAAAUCAAACAGGAAAAGAGGGAUGGCUCCACCAACAACGACCCUUAUGUUGCCUUUCGGAGGAGGACUGAGAAGAUGCAGACAAGAAAGAAUCGAAAGAACGAUGAAGCAUCUUAUGAGAAGAUGCUGAAAUUAAGAAGAGAGUUUAGCAGAGCCAUAACAAUUUUGGAGAUGAUUAAGAGGAGAGAGAAGACAAAACGCGAGUUAUUGCAUUUAACGUUGGAAGUUGUAGAGAAAAGAUACCAUUUGGGUGAUUAUGGAGGUGAAAUUCUCAAUGAAGUGAAGCUUAACAGACCUGAAAAGGAAAUGAGCACAACUGCAUCCACUCUUCAUAAUGGAAAUCAUCACAAAGUUCAAGAAUGUAAAAUUAAGCAUCCUCAUCAUUCAUCUCUAAAGGAAGAGAUAUCAGAUGUUGUACGUCAGAAGAAGAAAUAUCUGAAGAAACCGAAAAUGGAGUGUGUGGUAACUGCUCAACAGCCCUCUGCUGAGCCCUUGCCUGUUAUCAACAAGAGUGAUAUCAAGCAGUAUGACUUCCACAGCUCAGAUGAGGAUGAGUUCCCACAGGUACCCUCACCAGUAUCAGAAGCAGAAGAGGAAAAUGAUCCUGAUGGACCUUGUGCCUUCAGGAGAAGAGCAGGAUGCCAGUAUUAUGCUCCUCGUUUGGACCAAACUAAUUCUUCAUAUGAAAAUUCAGAAUUGGACAAACUGAGGUUCAGGCAUUGCCUUACAACCCUUACAAUUCCAAGAAGAUGUAUAGGAUUUGCAAGAAGACGAGUUGGCAGGGGUGGAAGGGUUAUAAUGGACCGAAUAUCCACAGAACAUGAUCCUGUCUUGAGACAGAUUGACCCGGAAAUGCUGAAUAGUUUUUCAAGCUCUUCCCAGACUUUAGACUUUUCUUCUAAUUUUUCACGGACCAAUGCUUCCAAUAAACGUUGUGAAAACAGACUGUCCCUUUCUGAAAUACUAAGCAAUAUCAGAUCAUGUCGACUGCAGUGUUUUCAGCCAAGGCUACUAAAUCUACAGGACAGCGAUAGUGAAGAAUGUACCUCAAGGAAACCAGGGCAGACUGUGAAUAAUAAAAGAGUUUCUGCAGCAUCUGUAGCUUUAUUGAACACCAGCAAGAACGGCAUAUCAGUAACAGGGGGUAUCACAGAAGAACAGUUUCAGACACAUCAACAGCAGUUAGUUCAAAUGCAGAGGCAACAACUUGCCCAGCUUCAACAGAAACAACAAUCUCAGCAUUCCUCGCAACAGACACAUCCAAAAGCACAGGGCUCCAGCACCUCUGACUGCAUGUCAAAAACACUUGAUUCAGCCAGUGCCCACUUUGCUGCAUCCGCAGUGGUCAGUGCACCUGCUCCUGGUCGCAGUGAGGCAACGAAGGAACAAACCCCCAGCCACAACAACAUUAAUGGUGUUGUCCAGCCUUCAGGAACCUCUAGAACGUUGUACUCCACCAACAUGGCUUUAUCAUCCAGCCCAGGGAUUUCAGCUGUACAGCUUGUAAGGACAGUUGGCCACACCACCACAAACCACUUAAUUCCAGCGUUGUGCACGAGCAGCCCUCAAACACUUCCCAUGAACAAUUCUUGCCUGACUAAUGCAGUGCACCUCAACAAUGUCAGUGUUGUUUCUCCAGUCAAUGUGCAUAUUAAUACAAGGACUUCAGCACCAUCGCCAACAGCCUUAAAACUUGCCACAGUUGCUGCCAGUAUGGACAGAGUGCCAAAGGUAACUCCUAGCAGUGCCAUCAGCAGUAUAGCAAGAGAGAACCAUGAACCAGAACGGCUGGGUUUAAAUGGCAUAGCAGAGACAACAGUAGCAAUGGAAGUGACAUAACCUCAAAUCAGUGUCUCAACCUGUGCUAAAGGUGUAGUCAUUUAUAUUCCAACUGAAUGCAAAACACAGCACUCUGUGGAUCACAGAGAACUAAAAUGGACCUAAAUGGACUAUCCUUAUAUCGUGUAUUAAGUCGAUAUAUAAUGUAAAUUUUGUAAAAUUGGGAAAAUCACUACCUUGUAAAAUAGUUUAUUUGUAUCAUCAAUAUUAUUUCUGUUACUUGAAUAGUAGAUAUUCAUCAUCAUGCUUUUGCACUUGAAUUUGCAACUGAAUGGAUUAAAAAAUAAUUCUUUAAUGGGAUCAUGAGCAUGAAAUGGGAUCCUGCAUCACUUGUUUUAACUAUUUAUUUUGCCAUGUUUACAUUUUGUAUCUUGUACAAAUAAAUCCAACUUUGUGUCUAAAAAAAAAAAAGUUAAAGAUUCAUAGCUAGGAGACAAAAUUCUUGUAAUUUUUUUCUAAAGGAAAUGUAAAGUUUUCACUUGGUUCAUUUUGUUUCACAAUUUGACUAGAUGGACUUUUUGGUAAAUACUUUAGUGGCAUUUCACUGUCAAAUAUGAAGUUCAAGGCAAAAUAGUAUUUUCUAUUACUGUGCAGGGGAAAGGGAUGGAUCGAUACAUGCAAAUUUAAUGUAGUAACUCACUUUUCCAUAUAUUUUGAAUGUAUAUUUCUAUUUAUAAUACCAGUUUAUAAAAAAUAAUUACACAGGAAAGAAAAAAAACCUGACUAGGAAAAUUAUGCAUCUAGCACAUGUAAAAUUGUGCAGAUAAGAGAAAAUUUUCAACCAAUUACAUUUUAUCCGAAGACUGCAUAUUUUAACCGGCUUUAAAACUGUAACACACCACGUAAAGGAUAUUUUACCAGGUAUGUAUUGCAUUAUAUAUCAUUGCAAUAAUUAUUGGAUGUCUAGAUAUCGAGCCAUCCCAGGUGGUGGGGGGGGAGGGAGGGUUGUGGCAAGAUCGUCUUUUCAAUUUUGGAGAGUUUUCCUGUGGCUACAAGGCAAGUAACGGGUUGGAAAAAGUCUGACUGUAAGCGUUGGACACCUUCGUAGUGUAGUGUUUUAGUGACUUUUUUUAUACGGUUCUUGUAAAUUAGAUACGUGUAGUGGUGUUUCAGAAUGUUUGUUUAUGCACUAGUUCAGACAACUUUCCCUGUUACUUGUUCUUGAUAAGUGAAAACUGCAGGGAAAUAAAAAUACAUAUCAAAACAUGGA